This is a messenger RNA of Mytilus trossulus (common blue mussel), 844 nucleotides long. RefSeq lists its product as uncharacterized. The record is from RefSeq and is a predicted model, not a curated record. The coding region runs from base 53 to 808 and encodes 251 amino acids. The transcript has 3 exons. NCBI's taxonomy places the organism in Eukaryota, Metazoa, Mollusca, Bivalvia, Mytilida, Mytilidae.
UUAGGUCGUCUGAGUGACCUUGUAAUUUUACACGUAUAUUGAAAUUGUUUCAAUGAAUUUUUCAAAAGGACACAUCAAAAUCUCAUUUUUUUACAUUAUGGAUAUCUGUUCUCUUUUGAUAAUGUUUGCAGCAUUGUUGCAUUCAGGUAGUUCAGAUUGCAUAGAAAACCCAACAGUCACAAGAGAGAUGGGACGGAUAAGCUUCCAGUUACUAUCCUUUGUAAGAAUGCACGAUGACUAUGAACGUAGAACUGUGUUCUCUGGACGAAUGAUUGUACCAGAUGAUUCCAAGUUCAAGUCGGAUUUUGAUAUCAUUGUAACCAAACUUCCUGGUGCAGAAGAAAUUUCUCUGACUUUGGAAGUUCCAGAUGAUGAAAUGCCUGUAAUAAUCAAAACCCGAAUAACAUCGGCAUCGAAAAAAGAGGAAUUGGUCUUUGUUAUUUAUACUUUUUCUAAAAUGAACAUUCAAACAACCUUCGAUAUCAACAAUUGUAAGUACGCAAUUUGGCAUAAAACGUCAAUUGGUGAUGUGCAGUACGUAGCGGAAUUGUCAGGUUGUGGAGAAAAAGGCUAUUACAGUGCUGAUUUAAUUACCCGAGAUUCAGAAUCUGUGCAUAAAAACAGGGAUUUUUAUUUCAAUCAAACCAUUCGGUACAGGAUAAGCAAACCAGACAUUAUAUCCUGCCAUAUAAAUAGUCUGGCUUUGAAAACCGACGGGAUCCAAAUAGACAAGCUACAAUUCGAUAUUUCGUCUGUGUCAGUUCAUAAACUUGUUGGAACUGUACUCUUAAGACAUAACAUUAUAUAGAAAUUCUGUAAAAGGAAGAAGAAAUAGCAUAGUUAU